Messenger RNA from Plodia interpunctella (Indianmeal moth), 3723 nucleotides. It is a transcript of the gene Lac, whose product is annotated as Lachesin. The record is from RefSeq and is a predicted model, not a curated record. The transcript has 10 exons. Gene Ontology annotation, cellular component: neuron projection. Bases 100 to 1206 code for a protein of 368 amino acids. Lineage: Eukaryota; Metazoa; Arthropoda; Insecta; Lepidoptera; Pyralidae.
CUCAUUCAUUCACAGACUCAUUCAAACCGACCAAGCGACAACGGCAAAUCAAACUAAAGUUUUUUUGUUGAGAGGUGUGGUGAAGCAUUGUUUUCGACGAUGGAGUUGUUAAAAUCGAGUAUAGUUGGAUUAUUUCUAUGCUAUGUUUCUAUUGCAUAUGGACAGAGGACACCGACCAUAUCCCACAUCACCCAGGAGCAGAUCAGGGACAUCGGCGGGCAGGUGGACCUCGAUUGCUCGGUGCAUUAUGCCAACGAGUACCCAGUUAUAUGGGUAAAAUAUGACAGACUGAGAACAACGGAGUCUAUACCGUUGUCAACGAAUGCUGGUCUCAUUUUGAGGGAUUCUCGCUUCUCUCUAAGAUAUGACGAUGCUACCGCCACCUACACACUUUCGAUAAAAGACAUUCAGGAGAACGACGCGGGCUGGUACCAGUGCCAAGUGUUGAUCUCCCUGACCAACAAGAUCACAGCGGAGGUGGAACUCCAAGUGCGAAGACCACCCAUCAUAUCUGACAACUCCACCCGGUCUCUUGUCGCUAGCGAGGGGGAAAGUGCCCAGAUGAAUUGUUACGCGGGUGGGUUCCCGCCCCCAAAGAUCUAUUGGCGCCGCGAAAACAACGCUAUCUUGCCCACAGGAGGGUCCAUUUACAACGGCAACGUUCUGAAGAUCACACAUAUACAUAAAGAGGACCGCGGUACAUACUAUUGUGUGGCCGAGAAUGGAGUAGGCAAAGGGGCUAGGAGAAAUAUUAAUCUGGAAGUGGAGUUUGCUCCAGUAGUCACCGUGCCUAGACCUAGGCUUGGCCAGGCUCUGCAAUACGACAUGGAUUUGGAAUGUCACGUGGAGGCGUACCCGCCCCCUGCUAUCACAUGGCUGAAGGACGAGUUCGAACUGUCCAACAACCAACAUUAUAGGAUAUCCCACUUCGCGACGGCCGACGAGUUCACAGACACGACAAUACGCGUCCUGACCAUAGAGAAGAAACAAUAUGGCACGUUCACGUGCAAGGCGCAGAAUAAGCUGGGCUCCGACGAGGGACACGUGCAGUUGUUUGAAACGAUCGUGCCCGUGUGUCCGCCCGCGUGCGAUCAAGCGCGGUACAACGGUGUGGUCACUCUGGCGCCAUCUGUCGGAACUAUGACUGCGCUACUAGCAUUGUACGCCGCGUAUGCUUUUAGAAGAAUCGCCAAUACCAGACAUUAACUACAGCGGCCUGAGACCAGACCCGUUAGUCUAUGGGUAUCCUAACUCGGUUUGCACACAUCACAUACAUAUCUCUGUAAUUUUUGUAUGUCUAUUCUAUGUAUUUUAACUCAAAAGACUGGUAGACGCGCUUUUAUGCCAAGUUCAGAAUUGAGUUACAGUCAACAGCACAUCAAGUCGCCCCGCGUGGACCUCUAUGGCGCGGUUAUAGCGGCUAGUUUGCAAUGAAUAUGGGUAUGUUGAUGUGCUGUUGAUUGUACGUUUAUUUAACACUAGCUUUACCAUUAACAAAAUUAAAAACAAAAAUUGGUACACGCAAAAUGACCAUAAAAAAAUAUAGAAAAAACUGUCGAUGCGUGUGUUUCAGCAAUUUAAAUAAGCCACGACUCGUUAUGUAUUUUUUUAAAUUUAUUUGAUGAUAAUUGCAUUAAAAGUACACAAAUACAAAUACACGGUACAGAACAAUACACAAUUCUUUUCUAUACAGAGUUACUGGUAUCAAACGCAAGAACUCCUAAAGACUACUCGGGUACAUCAAAACAAGCAACUUUUAUUCUAUGAUUUUUCGUGAUUCUUAGUUUUUUUUUUUUCAUAGAAUAAAUAAUUCAAUCUAAUUUGCGAUUCUACACAUGUUAACUGUAUGUAAUAGCCAAGCAACACGAGACAGUACAGUAGCGUUAUGUAGCGGAAUCGAACGUAGAGUUAACGUUUUAUAGAAACAACAUUAAAACUAAAAAAAGGAAAUAUUUUGUAUUUAUUACGUUUAGACAAAACGUAGAACAAAGGAUGUUAGUCUCUAUGUACCUUAUGCGCCUUUGGAAGGUUAUGCGUUAGAUACCAGUUACCCUGUAUACAGUUUUUUUUAUACAUUGCACAAAUUUUGUGACUAGUUACGAAUGAUGGAACUGAGUCAACAAAAUGUCAACUUUUUUUUGGUUCUCUUAUUUAAUUUUCUCUAUCAGACUAAGUAUGGAAAGUCUACUUUUGUAUCACAUGUACUGAAAAUUUGUGCUGUGAAUAAAAAAACUCCCUGUAUAUUAUGGGAUGAAGUAUUUUUAUGCAUUUGUCAUUAUACAUAUGUGUUCGUUUCUUCUCCAUCACGUAAUUGUAAUAGAAAAUGUCUUGAAAUAUAUAAAAAGCGCGUCUAUUUUAUUGUAUGUGCUUAUACAUAUAUAAGCAAUAAAUGAUGACAGGUAUAGAAAAAUGUAAUCUCAUAAUAGGAAUAAAAAUGCAGCAAAAAAAACAUAUAGGCAGCUAAUAAUUUAAGAAUUAAUGUGAUUUUAUUGAUAUAGAAGUUUCAAUUGACAUUUUUGUAGUAGAAUUUUUGAGAUUUGCUUAAAAAAAGUGUUUCACCAUUUUUUUCAAGGUGACAUUUUGUAGUGUCAAGGUGACUUUUUAUUUGUCGGAAAUCUCGUUAAUCCCUGUCCAAACAUAUGGAUAUAUAUAGAAGAGCGAUUACGUGGCCAUAUUGGUAAGAAAUACUAAUGAUAUUCUGAAUGUAAGGUAUAAGAAUCUCUAACAUAAAAGUGAGGGUUUCACAAAAAUAGAAGUCUAGUUGCAUUCGACCUGUAAACCGUUCACACAGUUCACUCGUCGAAAGUCGAUCCUAGGUGCACCAUCAGGUCUUGUGCACCAUGAGUCACCAAAGCCCGCUUGCAUGUUUUUGGGAUAACUGUUGUUAAAAGUUUAUCGAUGUCAAAACAAUAUGCACUUUGUGUGGCGCAUGCGCGAUUGGCCAAUCCGCGGGUUAAACUUUCAAAAGUCAAUUAGACAAGCCAUAAUAAUCAACAUCAGCGACGCCCACAUAGUUCGUGUAACACUAUCUGACACAAUCUCACUCGACAAGUUAAAAGCUUAUGCUGUUUUUUUUAUAAGGAGUAGAAAAAAGUAUUUUGAACGUACGACAUUUUUUGCCAUUGUAAUACCGAAUGGAAUGGUCAUGAUUGGUUGAUUACACCCAGUGCUGCCGUACAAGAGGCGAACUCAUAUUUAUUUUCUACUCUUUUAAAAUAGGCUGUCAAGACGAAGCCCGAAUCACAAACACCGACGAUAAAUAACAAUAUUACACCAAUUUAUUAUAAGUAUAGCUUAGAAUUUAAUAAUGUGUGUGUACUUUAAUAUUUUUAUACAAAACAUUUUAUAUACAGCCAUUUCAUUGGAAAAGUUUUUUUUUACCAUUCUAUAUCUAUGUUGGUUGGUCCAAAGUAUUUUUUUUUUACAUUGGCAUUUAUCUACAUGGUCGGUCGAUGGUACUGAACAACUUUUCGUAUGGAAGAAACCUUGAAAUCGCGAACAAAAAAUCAGCUGUUCCAUACAUUAGGUAUCUAAUUUUGUAUAGAACGGCUGAAUUUUUUUUCGCGAUUUCGGAGUUACCCCCAUACUAAAAGUUGUUCAGAAUCAUGGACUGAGCGUGUUGACGAAAUAUUGCCAAUGUAUAAAUAGUCAACCUGUAUGUACUUUAAUAUUAUUAUACAAAAUAUUUUAUAUAUACAGCCAUUUCAUCAGACAAGUUUUUUU